AUGGCGCACCUUGACCACAUCAUCGUGCUCGUACCCUAUGCCUCACUCGCGAACCCUCCGACUUGGAUAACCGACAACUUCAAAAUCACGCCCGGUGGCCAGCACGCAGACCAGAAAACCGAGAAUCGACUGAUUUGCUUCCGUGAUGGCAGCUAUAUCGAAUUGAUAGCAUUCGUUAAUGAUGAUCCAAAGAACAGAGAGGGUCAUCGUUGGGGCGGCAAGCAGCUCGGCAUUAUCGACUUUGCCCUUACGCAUAGUACUGGAGAUGCUGCCGUCUUGUUCUCGGAGCUGCAAAAACGACUUGGGCGCGUGAAGUGGAAGGAAGGCGCUGCUAAGGUCGAGUACCAGCCACCUACUGCGGGCGGGAGACAAAGGCCAGAUGGAAAGGAAGUCAAGUGGACUGUCACUGUGCCGGUCACUGCAACCGGAUACCAGAGUGGACAGCUUCCAUUCUUUUGUCACGACGUAACGCCACGUUCAAUUCGAGUUCCAGUCUCCGAGGAGGCAGUUACACACCCAAGCGGUGCAUAUGGGAUUAAACAAUUGACUAUCUUUGUCGAAGAACUCCACAUUGGGGCUCUUUCCCUGGCCUACUCUGCCAUCACGGGAGUACACAAGUCCUCCGCGGAUGACUCGCGCGGCAUCUUCAAUUUGAAUAGAUUGACCGAGGUUGAGGGCACGAAGGCUACACAGUUCAACUUGCAGGUGCCAACUCAACAGUGGCAGGUAGAUUCGAUGAGGGAGAGAGGUGGAGUGUUUUUGGGAGUUCUGACUUUUGGUGGCCGACCUACCUCAUGCGAAACGGAGUCGUCUAAAAGAAUAGACGAUGGAAAGGGUGGUAUGGGAGAGGUUCGUCUUGACCUGGAGAACCUCGUCUUGGGUAUUUGA
Cadophora gregata is the source of this 888-nucleotide messenger RNA. RefSeq lists its product as uncharacterized. The transcript has a single exon. The coding region runs from base 1 to 888 and encodes 295 amino acids. Lineage: Eukaryota; Fungi; Ascomycota; Leotiomycetes; Helotiales; Ploettnerulaceae. The record is from RefSeq and is a predicted model, not a curated record.